Molecule: messenger RNA, 2725 nt
Organism: Chara braunii
Lineage: Eukaryota; Viridiplantae; Streptophyta; Charophyceae; Charales; Characeae
Source: the annotation of a GenBank genome assembly
UUACUUUUUACCUGUUGUUUUCUUUUUUACCACUGAUUAUUCCGUACUACCGUUGCGCGGCAGAAUCUAUGCACUUCCGAUCACCCUCGGCGUACCAUCAGCACGUGUUCUUAUCAUUUGUUUGCCAGCAUGGAGGCUCAAGUACUUGCUUGCCUGCUUCUCCUACUGACGCUCAUCGGAGUGCGUAUGCCACGACAUGUGUACGGAGAGGACAAUCUGAGCAACAGGGGUGUUGCCGAGGCAGCUCGGCCUUCGGCACGGCCCGACGUCCGCUCGCCAUCCUCCUCUCCUGUGUCGGCGACGAACCAGGUGUCUGGAACUGGCAUGUCUCACCCUUACGUUGAGAAGGACUUUUUGGUCUUCGGGGCAGUCGUCUUUGACCAUGCGCGAGGGGUAGAAGGCAGACGACAGCUUGGGCGAUGGUGGCGCGACCAUGCACAACGCUGUGAGUUUGAUGUCGUUGUGGAAAUCGACGGCAAGGCGUCAACCUUAUCUUGUCUAGUUCCAGGUUACACAUUGCGGAUCCGCGAAAGAAUGCUCGCCGACAAGUUCAACAGCCGCGACGGUGCGGUGGUUGGCUCCGUAAGCGUCCAUACGAACGAUCGUCGUCGUCGUGUUCUUGGUAAGAGGAACGACCAGGAGGGUGAACGUGAGGAGGACGAUGCGGAUGGGCACGCGGAUGCUAAACAUCGGAAUCAUGGCGGUCCAAUUGGCGCAAGAAAGGAGAUUUUGGAAGUGCGUGUCCAGCACGGGUUGGAACACGAAGAAACGCAGUCGUCGGUUCUGUGGAAGCGGUCCUUUUGGAUUGACCGACACAUGCGCACUCUGUGUGUCAACGUCGAUGCGUAUGCUAUCUGGCGGAACUAUGAGCUUUUCUCCGAGGAAAAGCAGGAGGAGGAGGAGGAGGAGGAGGAGGACGGAGUCGUAGCUUCGGGAAGUCACAGACAACUCGAGAGGCACAAGGGAGGAAUGACAGUGAGACGGCGUCGGACAGCUGCGGGUUUGGCUGGUAGCCGCCGCAGCAGCAGCAGCGAGAUGAGGGCGGAAACAUCCACGGUCCUGGUUCCAUCAGCAUACCUAAUUAGAGCAGAGAGGAGUUCGUUGGAACUUGGACACCUCAUAAUGUCCGCAAGAACGCGAGAAGCUGUCAUGGCGGCGGCAGCGGCUCUGAAAGACACGUGCCCGUGGUUGGAAACGUGGGAUCGAAUGGGCCAGCGGCAGCCGUCUACAGAGUCCGAUUAUUUCGAAGCGGCUCAUCCCACGGCGUCUUGUGGGCGGGAUGAGGGGUGGGAAAGUCAUCAUGACUUUGACCACAACGGGCACCCUUUGACAGCAGCAGAGGGGCAGCGAAGUUUUUCAUCCUGCGUGUUUCGUUUUGACCGUAGGGCCCCUUAUUGCCAGCACCACUCAGGAGCAGCAGCAACCUCUCCGGCAAUCUCAAGGGCGACAACACAAGAACAAGGAGCGCGAAACGGAACGGUCGUUUCUUUCUGUCCGCAGCAGAGAUGGCGUUACAGCGAGAAGUGGAGCGAGCAUGAUGGAGGAGGAGGAGGAGGUGUUGAGUCACAAGACAAGUAUCUGAUCUCGCAAUUCGCCGGUCGACGUUGCACAUAUUACUCAUCAGAUUGCCCUUUGCCGACGUCGAUGACCGCUUCGCAGUUCCUUGAAAGCGACACCGAGUGCGGGGCAGAGGAUAGAAGCGCCCGCCUGAGCGAGUGUGGACAGCAUCAUCCCAGAAUAAACGCAGCAGCUGUUGGGUCUGUCGACGAUGAUCGAGCUUGUACUGCCAGCGAAGGAAGGAAAGGAAGGGGGCUCUUCAUGGCAGAGGAGGGAGAGGACAUGCCGUUGACGUCAUCGCGCGUGGACGAUGACGUCAACGACAGGUCUGGACACGGUGUGAUGGCACCCGUGGUAAUCGGCGUCGCUUCCGAGCUUGCAGCCAUAGCCACCACCAUAGCCUGCCUUCUUCUCGCUGUUCGUUUUCGGCGUUGGGUCGUAGUUGCCCUGAAAGCUCUGCUGUCGGAGCUUCUCUUGAUGAGAUCGGGAUCGGGAUCGGCACCAGCAAGCAGCUCGCCCACGGCGAUUGCCGUGGCUGAGCCCAGUGAGUCAGACGACUGUUGGAUGGCGAAACCCCCCCACGCUCUCGAUUUCCAAUGGACGCUCCAUUCAUCGUUGAGAACGAUGGAGGCGCGCCAAUCAAACUCGGCAUGGGUGGGGGCUCAUCAUGAGAGGUCAGGCAAAUCGGCGGCGGGAACAGAUCUGUCGCCAGCGGAUCCAGACAGUCCACACGCGGAGCCUGCGGCAGCAGCAGCAGCAGCAGCGACCGCUCGUCCGUGGACGCUGCGGACCGUAGCGCCAUCUCUUGAGGCUGUGGGGACCACUAGUGAUUCUUUCGGCUACUUGAAGCACAGGUCUGGCGGAAGCAGCAAGUACCCACGCGGCGGCGCGAACGAGACAGUCCUAGCAAGCGGAGAAUCAUCGGCGUCGCAGUUUUGGGAUCAAGUGGAGCGACUGUGCUUUCGGUCGUCCUCGUUUGACCAGCCGCUGAUUGGUAAUUACAAUUGCGACGCCCUCCGCAUCAGUGGCAGCAGCAACGAAUCUAGCGAUCGCUCACAGCCGCCGACCGCGAUGAUGUGCCGAUGGAACCGGGACAAGGCAGGGAGGUUGCAGAGAGAAGAAAUUUUCCGAGUUGAUUGAGUAACUGCCAAGUGCCAUGCCCAGAAGU